AUGGCAUCAGUGUCUACUCAACCGCAGUUCCGGUACACGCAGCCACCGUCGAAGGUGCUUCAUUUGAGAAACUUGCCGUGGGAGUGUAUAGAAGAGGAGCUGGUUGAACUUGGGAAGCCGUUUGGUAAAGUUGUCAACACGAAGUGCAAUGUCGGAGCAAAUCGAAAUCAAGCUUUUAUUGAAUUUGCAGAUAUAAAUCAAGCCAUUGCGAUGAUAUCAUAUUAUGCAUCAUCGUCAGAGCCUGCUCAAGUACGAGGGAAAACUGUGUAUUUGCAAUACUCCAAUAGACAAGAAAUAGUGAAUAACAAAACUGCUGCGGAUGUUGCUGGGAAUGUACUGUUGGUAACAAUUGAGGGUGAAGAUGCACGUCUUGUGAGCAUAGAUGUUUUGCACUUGGCCCGUAUCAAGGCAAUAUCUUCGAUGGCAGCCUAG
Vicia faba (fava bean) is the source of this 432-nucleotide messenger RNA. The record is from the annotation of a GenBank genome assembly. Lineage: Eukaryota; Viridiplantae; Streptophyta; Magnoliopsida; Fabales; Fabaceae.